Molecule: messenger RNA, 7220 nt
Organism: Cavia porcellus (domestic guinea pig)
Lineage: Eukaryota; Metazoa; Chordata; Mammalia; Rodentia; Caviidae
Gene: Meltf
Product: melanotransferrin
Exons: 14
Coding region: 1677-4181 (834 amino acids)
Biological process (GO): iron ion transport
Cellular component (GO): early endosome; recycling endosome; extracellular region
Source: RefSeq, a predicted model, not a curated record
UACAUUUUUAAAAUUUAAACAUUCACUGUGUAUGUUGACCACACUUGUUUUAUGCAUCUUUGGGCAGAUUAGAAACAGAUGCCUCCUCUUGCCAAUGGACCCAGCUGGGGUGAACGGGAGGGGAAGGCAGAUGCCUGGCAGCGUCAUCACCUGCCUUUCACAUAAGGGGAAACCGAAGCCCAGGGAGGAAGGCAGCUUGCUCAGGAUUUCACAGUGAGACAGGGAUGGCACAGCGCAGAGCUCAGGCCUCCUGCAGCCAGGCCUGUCUUCCCGGUGCUGAUGGCCCCAUGCGAUGAGUGGGAGACGGAGGGCUUCCUUCCCAGGCACAACCUGGCGCAGACUCGGCCCACAGGGGCCCUCGCUCUCGGAAUCCUCCUUACGCGGGUCCUUUUCCAAGUCAAAGCAAGAGGUGCAGCUCCGCCAGACCGACUCCCAGGCUCCCAGUCCGCUGCUCAGUGCAGCAGAGGCCGGCGGCGUGGCCGAAGGACCUGCGCGAGGACCCCGGGCUGGAGUCCAGCAGGGGGCGCUGCAGAGUGGGCUGGGGGAGGGGCGGCGGGGGCGGAACGCCCGGGCAUAAGUAGCCGCGGUCAGGUGCGGACCGGAGUUAUUCCUGCCGCGGGCUCGCCGGGACCGGGCCGACCCCCGCGACGCCUGCAACCCCGCCUUCUGCAUUCGCUAUGCGGGGCGCCCGCGCAGCUCCGUGGCUGCUGCUGUGCCUGUGCGCCGGUGAGGCUGGCGGAGGUGGGGGGUCCUGAGCCGGCAGGUAUGAGGACGGCGGGGGGGUGACCCUGACCCCGACGUCUGGAGGGCUUCCUGGAGGAGGCCGUCUGAGCCGGGCCUUGGAGCAGGGGCGCUGGUAGUGGCGGCGGGGUGGGGAGCGCUUUGAGAUGUUGGGGAUCCCGGAUGGAGCUGCUCCUGAAGGCUGGAAACCCAGAGCAGGUCUAUUCCCUGGCCUGAGACUCGUCCCAAAGAUGGAGGCAGGGGACACAGGCGGUCAGAGCACAAGGCUGUGGGGCAGCACCCAUAGAUGUCCCAAGGGUCGGUGAGGGCAAAGGCCCCAAAGGACAAGAAGGAGCCACUACUGGGCCUUGGGAAAAGCAAUGCUCCUCAGCCUCCGCGGGGGAAGAGUGUGGAAGGUGCAUGGGAGGCGACUGGCUCUUGGGGACGCCAGGGGCUCAGUACCCAAGCGCACACCCAGCCCUGAAGGUGUGGCUUCUCACGCUCGUUCUCAAAAACAUACACAGAGAGGUCACCUGCUAGUCACCUACUUCAGGGACAGGAACUUGACCCCACCAUCCUCCCCUAUGUGCCCUGGGAACCUGGCCCUGUGCCCACUGAGGCAAGAGGUCCUACAACAGAUCCAUCACAGGCACUGGGCUACCUCCAUCCCAUGUCCCAGCUCGUGAGGAGGUCCCGGACCACUGCAAAGGAGGAUCCCAGGCCCUGUUUUUGUUGCUCUGCAGAGGGGCAGGAGCUCUCCAGCCAAGGGCUCCAUACUCCCUCCAGGGUCCACCCCAGGCAGGGGAAACCUGUGGGUGAUGCUAGGAGCCCCUCUGCUCCUCUGUGAUGGCUAGUGGUGGACAGGUUCUGAGCUAGCACCCAAUGGCUACGUCUCUGGGAGGAGGCACAGCUUUGCCCAGUCUUGGCACCUGCCUUGGGGCAGGCUGUGCAGGCCAAUGGGGUCACACAGUGCUGCCAGAGUCACCCUCUCUGCAGCUGCCAGCUGGGCCUCACUGUCCCUGUGGUCCCCAGCACACAGUGGGGAGCAGGUGACGGAGGUGCGGUGGUGCACCAUCUCCGAUGCGGAGCAGCUGAAGUGCCAGGACAUGAGCAAGGCCUUCCGGGAAGCGGGCAUCCAGCCCUUCAUCGCCUGUGUCCAGGGCACCUCAGCCGGCCACUGCAUGCAGCUCAUCUCGGCCCAGAAGGCUGACGCUGUCACUCUGGAUGGAGAAGCCAUCUAUGAGGCGGGGAAGGAGCACGGCCUGAAGCCUGUGGCGGGCGAGCUGUACGAUGGUGAGGUGGGGACUGCCUAUUAUGCUGUGGCUGUGGUCCGGAAGAACUUCUCUGUGACCAUCAACACCCUGAAAGGCGUGAAGUCCUGCCACACGGGCCUCCAGCAGACGGCGGGCUGGAACGUACCGGUGGGCUUCCUGGUGGAGACAGGCCGGCUCUCAGUGAUGGGCUGCGAUGUGCUCACGGCUGUCAGCGAGUUUUUCGGGGGCAGCUGCGUCCCUGGUGCAGGAGAAACCAAUCACUCACUGUCCCUUUGCCGCGCCUGCAGGGGUGAUAGCUCUGGGAAGUGGGUGUGUGACCACAGCCCCUUGGAGAGAUACUACGGCUACAGCGGGGCCUUCCGGUGCCUGGUGGAAGGGGCAGGCGAUGUGGCCUUCGUGAGGCACAGCACGGUGCUGGAGAACACAGAUGGGAAAACCCAGCCCUCUUGGGGCAAGGCUCUGCUAUCACAGGACUUUGAGCUGCUGUGCAGGGAUGGCAGCCGCGCCAGCGUCACUGAGUGGCGGAGAUGCCACCUGGCCCAGGUCCCCGCACGCGCCGUGAUGGUCCGGGCUGACAUGGAUGGGAAACUCAUCUUGCAACUGCUUGGCGAGGGCCAGCUGCUGUUCAACCGGGAGGGAAGCACCUUCCAGAUGUUCAGCUCGGAGAGCUACGGCCAAAAGGACCUGCUGUUCAAGGACACCACCUUGGAGCUGGUGCCCGUCAGCACGCAGACCUAUGAGGCGUGGCUGGGCCAAGACUAUCUGCGUGCUAUGAACGGCCUGUUCUGUGACCCCAACAAGCUACCCGACUUCCUGCGCUGGUGUGUGCUGUCCACGCCUGAGUUCCGCAAGUGUGGUGACAUGGCGCUGGCCCUCAGCCAGCAGAAGCUCAGGCCGGAGAUCCAGUGUGUGUGGGCCCACUCCCCACUGCAGUGCAUGGAGCAGAUUCAGGCUGGACACAUGGAUGCUGUGACCCUGAGGGGUGAAGACAUUUACAGGGCAGGGAAGAUGUUUGGGUUGGUCCCAGCGGCCGGGGAAUCCUAUCCUGAGAACAGCAGCGACUCGCACUAUGCGGUGGCCCUGGUGAAUCGGGACAGCUCCUCCGCCUUCAGCCUGAACGAGCUGCGUGGCAAGCGCUCCUGCCACCCCGGUGUGAACAGCCUUGCCGGCUGGACCGUGCCCCUGGGCGCCCUCAUCCACAGGGGCUCCAUCCGGCCCCGGGACUGCAACGUGAUCAAAGGUACCGUUCCUAUGGGACGCGACCCGGCUCUCCUCAGCAACCCACCGAGUCUCUCCAAUAGAAAACGUGUAACUCAGGAGGCAGUGAGUUCCCCAUCACUCAGGGAGUUCCAGGGAGUGCCGGCAGAGGCUGGCAGGCGUCCCUCCCCGCUGGCUGUCCCUGCUCACAACCUGUCCCCUCUGCCAGGGGUGAGCGAGUUCUUCAAUGGCAGCUGUGUGCCCGGGAGCGAGGCCAGGGGAUUCCCAUCCUCGCUGUGCGCAGUCUGCGCAGGAGAUGCAAAGGGCUGGAACAAGUGUGUGGCCAACAGCCAGGAGAGGUACUUCGGUGACAGCGGGGCCUUCAGGUGCUUGACAGAAAAGGCAGGGGAUGUUGCCUUCGUGAAGCACACGACCAUCUUUGACAACACGAACGAACAGAGCACUGGGUCUUCCCAGCCAAGGUUCUGGAGAACCCGUCCACAUCCUCCCCACCCCACCCUGUCCCCAGGCUACACUUCGGAGCCCUGGGCAGCCAAGCUCAGGCAGCAAGACUACCAGCUGCUGUGCCUCAAUGGGGCGCGUGCGGAGGUGCACCAGUUCCAAGCCUGCAGCCUGGCCAAGAUCCCAGCCCGCGCCGUCAUGGUGCGGCCAGACACCAACACCUUCACUGUGUAUGGACUCCUGGACAAGGCCCAGGAGCUGUUUGGAGACGACAACAAUAAGAACGGGUUCCAGAUGUUUGACUCCUACAAAUACCGUGGCCAAGACCUGCUUUUCCGGGACGUUACGGUCCAGCUGGUGCCUGUGGUGGAGAAGACCACGUACAUCGCAUGGCUGGGGCCUGACUACAUGAGAGCCAUGGAGGGGAUCCUGACACCACCGUGCUCGGGCUCAGUCACUGUCCCCGGGGUUUCCUGGCUGCUCCUGCCGCCCCUCGCUGCUGGCCUCAUCCUCCUGAACGCCCUCUGAGAGCAGCCCCGGCCAGUCACCUCCUGGGACUGCAGAUGAGACCGGGAAUAGCCCAGAGGAUCCACGAUGCAGAGGACUUCAGGGACCUCUCACAGCCCUGCAUCCAUCAAGAUGAAGGCUAAAGCCAUGUCCCCCACCUGAGCCCCCAGCUCUGGCCCACGGCCCAGUCACGCCGCCCAGCUGGCUCAGUGCCCAAACCUGCAGCCGCCCACCGGCAGCCUCCCAGGCUGGUUGCUGGGGAGACAGUGGGGGGGCCUCCCACGGGCCCCUCUGCUGUGCAGCACCCAGAAGGUUCGAGCACCACCAGCUGCAGGCCCCAUAUCCGCUGGCUCGCUGUCCUCAGGGCCCCAGGUCCCACCUCCCUCCUGAGCACACCGUGUCAGGGAAAGUGUCUACAAGCGAGGUGGCAGCCACGUCCCAGAGGGGCAUAGUGACACCCUCAGCCCAAUGGCAGCAUCUGGCCAGAGGCGCCCUGUGAGGAUGCAGCCCCGCAGGGGCCUGUGGAGGAAGGAGCUGCCGCCAAGGAAGAGGGUUCUAAGCCAGGGUGGGGACUGCGCCUCCUGCCUAACCUGAAUGUGGGAGGCACAGGCCUCAGGGGAACUGAGCUGCACCCCUGCUCUCUGGGGCAUAGUUCCCCGCCUGGGUUCAGCUGCAGAUUAUCUCCCACCACCACUCUCACCCCACGCACCCCACCGCCUCAGCCUACUCCUGGACACUGUCACCCCGAAGUCUUCAACUGACAAGAGCAGGAGGCAAUGACCCAGGCCUCACCCUGAGGCCCCCUGGAAGGAGACCAGGUGCUGGGGUGAGGGCUGCCUCUUUCCCCAGCCCCCCACACCUCCUGUGUUCUGAGGAAGGGUCUCCCCACCCCAGCCUGGGGAUAGCUGCAGCAGGGCCUCUCUCUGUCCAUUUCACCAUGGUUCUCUGAGGAGCCAGAAAAAGUUUUCUGGAACUGCCAGCUCUUAUUCUGAAUUUUGCACCCCUGAAAAAAACAAAUAAGCAGCAGGAGCUUGAGGCCUCCUCAGCGCCAGCGUCAGCGGGCUGGGAACUGCGUGGGCCUGCAGCUAUUUACAUCCCAGUCCGUGGGGAGCCUCAGGGACACGGAUGACGGACCAAGUCCCAGGUGGCUCGCCCCUACCUGUGGGCGCUCUCGAGGGGGCCCCCAGCAGUAUUCCACCCACCACCACCAGGCCCUGAGAGUUCGGUCACAGUCACCCGGCAAGGGCAGCCCUCACCCACCCCCAGGGAGAGCGCUGGGCCUCCUAGGGUCCCGUCUGAUGGAUAUGGACUCCUGUUAAGGAAGGCUGUGCUGAGGGUCAUACCGAUUGUUAGGUGAUGCCGCUGCUGUCUGUGCUAAUGAAGGACGGUGUUUGUUUCUGAAAUAAAGAUGAACAGCCCUGUGCACCAGAGGAAGCUCUCAGCUGCAGAUUCCUUUUUCUCGGGUGCCCCAGGGCCUGCGCCACCCACAUCAGCACCGUCCAGCGGGGUGGGCCCCAGCUCUUCACUGAGCUGCUUCCCUGACCCUCGCAGCACUCAGCAUCGCUGGCUUUGCUCAGCUGCCUCUGCUCCCGCCCCAGCCUUCAGGUGCCCGCUUUGUGCUACCCCCGCCUCGUGACUCCAAAAUCAGCUGCCCACACCACAGCUUUGGCAGCUGAGUGGCUGGAGUGGGGGAGGGCGCGCACGGAGCUCCAGGCCUCACCCUGGCCAGAGAUGGACUCAGGGCCCUCCUUCACUCUCCCAAGCCUCCUACCUGGGGAGGCCCUGUACUGGUCCCUGCAGCCCUUUGUUACAGCUGGGUCUUGCUUGCCAGGGCACACAAGCCAUCCGCCCCAUCAUCAUGCAGCCAGGUAGCCUUAGGGAUCCCGAUGGCAAAAGCUAAGACCUCCUCUUUGCAUUACUUGGCGCUGUUGAAGUCUCGGGAGCUUCCCACUCUGAACUUUUGGGGACAGACAGUGAGCCUUUGCUGGGAAGUCCUCCUGCCUCAGCCUGCUGAGCCCUAGAAUUACAGGGUUGCACCCUAAUGCCAGGCUGAGCUUUUAGAGUGACAAAAGACUGGAACCAUCUGAAUACCCCUCAAUACUGAGAGGCAGAUAUAAAAGCUGGUCUAUACCUUCAUCUCAGUGGACAGUCUACAAUCAUUACAGCACCAGAGCUAUAUUUAGAGGUGGAAAAAGUCCACGACAUAUUGUUGAGUAAAAAGAGCAGGUUAUAAAACAGCCUGUGGUCCCAUUACCAUAAAACCACUCUCUCUCUCACACACACAUUCACACACUCACACACACACUCACACUUGGAGCUGUCUGGAAAUCUGUUCACCAAACUGUUAGUCACUGGAAAGUAACUCUUUCCAGUUGGUGGGAUUUAGGAAUAAUUUUUAGUUUCUUCAAACUUUAGUUUUGUUUCUUUAAAGUGUCUACUUAGAAUUUUAAAGCACUUUAAAUCAUUAGCCAUUUUUAAUUGUGGAAUGGAUAAAUAAACAAGGAAACCAACCAAAACUAAAGCACAGCCUGGGUGCAGUGCCGGGCCUCCUCCUGGUUCCUGGGUCAGCAGGCUAUGCGGGGCGCCCAGGCUCGGAGCUCCUCUGUCCCAGAUGUGGCCCUGCCAGCAGCCUCGUGACCUUUGAGGACUGUGACUUCAGGGCUUCUACUUCCUCCGAGAGCCCCUGCCUCAUGAGCUGACUGGGGUCCGGUGCCCACCUGGUCCCGUGGCCCUGAAGACCACAUAUCUGUCCCUACAGCCCCUUCCUGUGGGAAGCCCUGUAAUUGGCUGCCACCUUAUAUCUGCAGGCCGCACCACCUUAACUCCCUCUAGGAGUUAAGUUUGGUAGUUAAGCAGCAUCUUGCCUACCUAGCUUGUUUGGCCUAUUCAGGGAUUAUGCUUAUGAGCCCACGUGCAGGAAAUUUGAAAAUUUGAUUUAACCUAUGACCCUCAGUCUUGCCACUGUUGCUAAGUUACCUGCUGAUGUUGCAGAACCCAACUCCCUCCUCAAUACCCUAUAUAUUUAAUACUCAUUCCUUGAAUAAACGAAACUUGAUUGGA